This is a messenger RNA of Paracoccidioides brasiliensis Pb18, 309 nucleotides long. RefSeq lists its product as uncharacterized. The record is from RefSeq and is a predicted model, not a curated record. The transcript is spliced from 2 exons. The coding region runs from base 1 to 309 and encodes 102 amino acids.
AUGCAUGAGGGCCAGAAAGUAUACGCACAGCACUACAUGCCUUGCGCCUUUGGUCUACUGGAGCGGGCCCAGCGGAUGUCACAGUACAUAAACCCCAUCCCUUCUGGAAUUGUGGUUGGGAAACGCAAGGUAGCACAGAUCCAUAUCGAAGAUGUAUUCAGUCACGCCCGUAAUAAAUCUUCUGGGAGGAAUGAAGUUAGAUCCGCACAAAGCGACAGCAAGGACGUAGGUAGGACAGACGGACUUAUCAUGGACAUUGGGGAAGAUGGUACGAGACCUACACAUCCAGUAGGGUGGGUCAAAGGGUAA